Molecule: messenger RNA, 894 nt
Organism: Vespula pensylvanica (western yellowjacket)
Lineage: Eukaryota; Metazoa; Arthropoda; Insecta; Hymenoptera; Vespidae
Exons: 2
Coding region: 159-581 (140 amino acids)
Source: RefSeq, a predicted model, not a curated record
UAUUGAAAGUCAAAGUUAUUGAAAUAUAAAGAAAAACUAGUUACAGCGCAGUAAUACGUCAAAAAUAUACGAAAAGGAAAACAAAAGGUUAUUUCACAAUUUAGAAUAAAUCGUAGUAGAACACGAAAAACGUUUAUAAAGAAUUAGUCACUAAAAUAAUGCCAAAUUCGUUAGCUGUUUGUGAGUCAUUUGAUUUUUCAAAACCUGAAUUAUGGUUAGAAUGGAUACAGAAUUUCGAACAAUUAAUAGCAGAUUUUAAUUUGGAAUCUGACAAAGAAAGGAUAGAACUUCUUUUUUAUACAAUGGGUUCAAUAGCAAAAGAACUCAUGACAGAAUUAAAACCAAAUUUUGAAAAAGAAAUGUCUUAUGAAGAAGUGAAAACUGAAUUUACUAAAUACCUCACUGUCAAGAAACAUGUCAUUAUCGAACGACAGAAGUUCAACAAUAGAGUAAAACUACCUAAUGAAACGAUAGAUGCUUUUACAACUGAUCUACUUAAAUUGGAAUCAAUAUCCAAAGAGAAAGAGGAAAAGAUACAAGAAGACAGUAUUUCUAUUGAAAGUAGGUUGACUAAGAAUUAAGUCAAAGUGAAAUGAAAUUUGCUUGGAAAAAAUAUUAUAUUACUGUGGAAGAAAUAUAAUAUUUUACUCCUUAACCAGCUGUUUUUAAAUCAUCAUUUUCAUUGAUAGCUAUUUUAUAAUAGUAAAUAUCAAAACUGUCAAAAAUGAAAUUGUAGAAAUUAUCAUAAAAAAGAAGCGCACAAAUCAGUGAUAGAAUAAGUAAAAUAUAACAAUAGUUUUUUUCAAUCUGACAAUCUGAUUAAACAGACUGAAAAAUCUGAAAAAUUAUAUAUAAAAUGAAAAAUUAUAAAAAAAUAAAUGAUACAGAAAAGGA